CUCCCCGUGAUUCCGACGACGACGAGCAAGCAACCCGCGAGGAAAGAGCCACCGGCACCGCUCGCUAUCGGGACGUUCGUCAUCCAAUCCACCCCCCAGAACGACGAGGCACGACGCAACCAUGAGCACCAGAGGAUGGGUCAUGACGCCGCAGGAACAGGCGGCGGCUCUGGCGGAAGCCAAGGGCCGCGGGCUUCCCGAUGGUUGGAGGGUCGAACUCGACGUAAGUCGUUGGCAUGGGCACUUGCAUGGGCACUUGCAUGGGCACUUGCAUUUGCAUUUGCAUUGACACCAACAUUUUGUUUUUCGUGGAUCGACGCCGUCGCUGACUUUGUUUAUGCCGUUUGUUCCGAACGCCCGCGAUUGCCUUUUUUUCGGUUCGCGUUUUCAAUGCCGGACGAUUUUCACCCGCACCGAUGCCGAUGCCGAUGCCGAUGCCGAUGCCGAUGCCGAUCGAUCCCCGCCCGAAAGAAACGAAAACGCCGCAAAUGGAUCGCCCCCAACAACCGUUCCUGCGACAGCAUUCCCAAGGCCCUGGCGAUCUCGAUGGAACUGGGGAUGCUGCCACCCGGCACCGUCAUUACCAAGCCGCUGCCCAAGCGCAAGCGGGGAAGGCCGCCCAAGGGCAGCAAAUCGCAAACCCCAAAAAAGCGAGGCCGCAAACCGAAACCAAAGCCCAAAAUCUCGCUUGAUCUGACGCAGCCGCUCGGGGCGGGAAACGACGACGACGAAAACGACGACGAACACGACAACGACAACGACGCCAACGAGUCCGACAGCGACGACGACGACGACACCGCGAAACCAGCGAGGAAAAAACAACAAAAGCCCAAGAAGCACAAGGGCGCGAGAAAUCCGUCGUCGGCCAAGCGAGCCCGUACCGACAGCAGGGGAUCAAUCAACAACACCGAGGACGAAGACAACAACGACGGAGAAAACGGAAACGAGAGCGACGAAGAAAAGGAACUCGAGACGGAGGCGCCGAACGAUCCGGAAGUGUCCCUGGAUUACGGGGCGUCCUACCUGACGACGGUCCACUGGGAUCCACAGAGCCCGCCCUGCAAAAAGAUCGGAUGGCGGAUCCGGAUCUCGGACGACAAGAACGGAGACUGGAAACUCGGCCGAAUCAUUCGAUACGACCCCUGCACCCACAAGCACAAGAUCAAAUACACCGACAAACCCAGGGCGGGAGACAAGGUCGACGAGCAGAACUGCAUCUGGCUCUACCUACGGAUGGAAGAGGGGGUGCAGGUCUCGACGCGGCUCGUGUGGGCACACGUCAAGGGGUACGCCUGGUGGCCGGCCAUGGUGAUGGAAUCGGACAUUCAGCCCGCCCGGGGUGGAUACACCAACGUCGAAUUUUUCGGAUCCGACGAGGUUGCCACCCUUCGCGACCACCCGGACUGCCUGCGGCCCUUCGAGAACGGGCAGAUCGACUCGGUCAUUCAGAAGAACAAAAAGAAACGAAACUCGAAUGCCAUCGCCCUGGCCAUGGAAGAGGAACAAACCAUUCAGAAGUGCCGCAACGACGCGGCGAUAUUCAUGGCCACAAAGGCGUGGGAGAUGUCCUACAAAAAAGGCGGGAACCAGCUGCUGGGAAGCCGGAUCCGAAUCUGGAGGGACGACGUCAAUUAUCCGUACGGGGAUACGGUCGCGGGUCGGGUCCGGCAGUACAGCGAAUCACUCAACAAAUGGCUCGUGUCCUACGAAAUGUCCGACAAGGUCAGGAAAAAAUACGACUCGUCGUGGGUCAACCUUCAAUCGAAAGAGCACAAGCUGCGGAUCCUGCAAAAGUCCAACCCGAACGACCUGUCCAGCCACGACAUCUUGCCCUUUGUGAAGGGCUUCAAGCACGUCGGCCCGAAAUCCGACGAUCCCGAAGAGGACAAGCACCAGCACAUCGAUUCCUUGCUGAGCAAGUGCUGUUCCGGUUGUUCGGAUCACUUUAAGAAGAACGAAACAAAAAUUACCUGCACGGUGUGCGACAGCUCGUACCACCUGGGCUGCUGCGAUCCGCCUCUCACGAAAGAAGCCUACCAGAAAUACAUCUACGGGGACGACAAAUCCUUUGUCUGCUCCAAGUGUGUCACCUGCGUUGGGUGCUACCAGAAGGAUCUCAGCUUUGGUUCCCACCGCAAGCCCGUGCCCAAGGCUCUGUCCUUUCCCGAGGGGAAAGACCUGAACCUGUGCUCGAUGUGCACGCACUACUACGAAGAGAAGCAGUUUUGCCCGAACUGCGCGCACUCCUGGGACGACGAGCGCUUCCAACAGGUACAGCGACAAAUCCGGUGGCAGCAGGAGCACCGCCCCAAAAAACGGGGCCGCAAGCGAAAGACGGAAAUGGAGGACCCGACGUCCGCACCCGAUUUUCACUCCUUUACCUCGCCGGCCACCAUCCCGAACGAGGAUCCCUUUCCGGAGGAUGCCACCGUGAAUCCGGCCUGGUACUAUCCGGAAACCUCCAAGUGGGGGUACACCGAGGUGGACAUGCUGACGUGCGACAGCUGUUCUCUCUGGGUCCACGCCGGUUGUGCCGGGCUGAGCGAGGAGGAAUACGACCUGACCUCGAACGGCGACCACCCCAUUUACAGCACCGAGUUUUUGUGCCGGGUCUGCUGCAGGGAGCGCUGCCUCGAAAUAAUAUACAGGCUGCAAAAAGAAGACAAGCUGCUGAUCUUUGCCGAUCCGGUCACGGACCAGGUCGCUCCCACCUACCUCGACGUCAUCAAACAACCCAUGGAUCUCCAAACAAUGCUGAUCAAGGCCGAACGAGACGAAUACAAGAACUAUGCCUGGGUACGAGAAUUGUUCGAACUGAUGGUUCUGAAUGCCCUGACCUUCAAUCGGUACCACACGGCCGUGUGGAUCGAGGCCAAGCGAUUCUACGAUGCGUGCAUAGAGGGGGUCUUUACCUCCAUGGGAAAGGCUGCCMCCCCGAGUGUGUACCACAAAGACAUCCUCAAGAAUUUCGAGGUAGCGAGAGAAGCGAAAAAAUCGGAGGAAGACCGCGUCCAGGAGGACAAAACGAUCGAGAAAAAGGACCUGGUUGCCGGAUCGAAGGUUGUCUCGGUGGAGCUGCCGGCACUUCGGGACAAGCCCCCCGAUCUUGCGUCGUGCCUGCCCUGCCACGUGGUGAAACACAAACCGAAAGACGCGUACUUUGCGGCGUGGCUGGAAUCCUGCUUCUUGUGCGGAAGCAGCGGUGCAUCCGAUACCAUGAUCUUUUGUGUGGACUGCGGAGAAGGCUUUCACUCGUUCUGUGUCAACGCCCCGAUCCACAGCAUGGAUGCCUCGUCGGUGGCCGCCUGGCGGUGCCCGAAUUGCAAGAUCUGCGAGAUCUCCGGAGAUUCGCCCGAAGACGAGACAAAAAUGCUGUUCUGUGAAAUGUGUGACCGCGGAUUCAACCUAGAUUUGUUGGACCCGCCCCUCUCGAAAGCUCCUUCCGGGAUCUGGAUCUGUGGGCAGUGCGUGGACUGCCGAAAGUGCCACAAUGCGCUCGAACCGAAGGGACCGAGCCGGAAGCACUGGUCGCGGGAUCCGCACCUCUGCUACCGGUGUGGGGGCUGCGACGGAUUGCCGGAGCUGGAGUCGCACGUAAAGGAACGAAAAUGCCCCGUCUGUACGGGCAUAUGGCGGGACGAAGACACCGACCUGGCCCAGUGCACGGACUGCAACAAGAAAGUACACGCGCGCUGCGAUCCGAAGGCAGAGGCCCACAUCCAGAAGCUGGGGGCCAAGAACGCUGGCGAGGCCGACGAAGGCGGAAAAGGUCCGAGUUACCACUGCCCCGGUUGCCGAAAGAGACAAACGGUCAACAAGGCGCACGGAAAAGUGACUCGUGACCACAUGGCCGAUUUCGCCGCCAAGAUCGUUGCGCAGGGGCUGGUGUUCGAUCCCGGAUCCAAUCCCAUGUCCAAGCGGGAACUCCAAGAAAAGCUGAUGGAACAAGUGGACUGGAAAACACGGAAUUUAUGGAGGGACGAAUAUCGGAAGGUUGUGCUGGAAGGGGUCCGUUUUAUGAACCUUGUUCGAGAGCAAUUCGGGGAUCCGCGAUAUCUGAUGGACCGCUUCUGGCAAGAGAACGAAGAUUUACCGGCAUGGAUGGGUCAGCGGGCAACUCGAUUUCUGCACAUUGCCAAUAAAUUGCAGUUUGAUUCCGUUGGGUUUUCGGCAAGAAGGAUCGAAAACUGCGUCAUGAUUUCAAAGCUUGCGGCAAGCUGGUUAAAAGUGGCCUGCAGCAUGAUGGGAUUGAAAACAAAGAAAAAGGUCAAGGGGUACGAAAGAGUGAACAAAUUGCUUGUGGCUCCUCACGCAUGCGGAUCGGUCGACCUGACGUUCGACUCGAUACGAUGCGAGAGAAAUCGAAACAUUAUCAACAAGGACGAUUGGAUAAAGAUACACGAACCCAAAAUCAAAGCGCGUGUCCAGGCCACCGUGUUUGAUGUUGUCGUCCCCGAGGAGAAGAAACAAUCCUCUGCACGAGUGGAAAGUGUUCGAAACGGUGCGGUUAAGUCGUACAAGCUUCCACAGCCGCUCUGUGGCUGGAACCACAUUCUAGGCGAUUCUGAUACGACACACAAAUGGAGUGAUCCAAGGGAGUGCUGUCUCUGUCAUCUUUGCGGCGACGAUGAUGCCGGCUUGGCCGACGACAUUCAAGAACGAACAACAGAUCGAUGCAAGCCAACAAUUGGUCGACUCGGUCGACUCUUGCCCAUGGGAGACUGGUUGUGGGUGCAUUCUGCUUGUGCUCUCUGGAGCUCCGAGACCUGGGAAUCUCCCGGUGGUAGGUUGAAUGCCUUGGAAAAGGCAAGGACUCGAGGUUCACAGCUUCGUUGUUUUGGGUGUGGUCGACCCGGAGCAACGGUUGGGUGCAUCAAGCAAAAUUGCAACUGCAAUUUCCAUUUUCCUUGCGCUGUUGCUUGUGGUGCGGUGUUUACGUCGUCGAAACAGGUGCUAUGUGCAGCMCAUAGAGACUGCGCCGAGGAUAUCGUAGAGAAUCCAAGCAGCGAACCGAUGGAAUCUCUCAUAGCUGCGCAGGAAAAAGGGAAGAUAGCAACCGACAAAGACACAGAUUCCAAUGACUCCUCUUUGUGUCCACGAUAUGGGGCUCUUCUUGUACAUUCGUUGGGGGAAAUCGAGCAGGAUCGUGACGGGUUUCAUACGAAAGAUUACAUCAUGCCUACUGGAUAUACAGCGACCCGCAUUUUCUGGUCCACCGUCAAAGCGAAGGAACGCACUGUGUAUGUUUUGAAGAUCGAGAAAUCUGCCAAAGGAAAUCCAAUUUUUAGCAUUACUCCCGGUGACGACCCACUGAACAAGAUAAAAGCACCAUCGGCAGCCGAAGCCUACAAUAUUGUGAUGGAACGAGUUGAAAGCACGAACUCUUCUGAAUUCUCUCACGAUGAUCUUUACUCGAAGCUACCAACUGAGCGUAGAAGUAACAAAAAGUAUUUUGGUUUGAAUGGUCCACAAUUCUUUGGGUUUGGAACGAAUGAAAUUCGAAAGCUGAUCGAAGCUCUCCCUGGGACAGAGGCAGUAGUGACAAAAUUGACGCCGUCAUCUCCUCAAUACCUCUUUUGCUUUAUGCAGCCUUCAGUUGAUAAUAUUAUGGACCUUCAACGUCGACGUGCGGCAUUGGCAGCUGAGAAGAAACUCGAGAAUGCAAG
This is a messenger RNA of Pseudo-nitzschia multistriata, 5666 nucleotides long. The record is from the annotation of a GenBank genome assembly. NCBI's taxonomy places the organism in Eukaryota, Bacillariophyta, Bacillariophyceae, Bacillariales, Bacillariaceae.